UCUGAUUGCGUUUCUGCAUGAUGAAAAGUAUUCCGAUAUAUAAAAGGGGGAACUGCUGAGAGCCAGCAAAGGAGACCUGACUGGUUGGCAGCCGUCGGUGAAGGAUUCGGCGCUUCGGAGGUACUUCAGAGGAGGGUAUCAGAACAAGCUUUCAGAACCUCGGCCAGCACCUGUGGAAGAAGCAUCAACGGUAAAGCACAGAUUCAAAGCGAUGUUACACAGGAGCGGUUCUCAGUUCCUGCUCUUGAUAGCCCUGUGUUGCGUUCUGUACUCUGGGACACUCAGUCUACCGUAUACAUCAAUGAGGUUGGCUAAUCUUGACGGGGACAACGAGAACUGGACCAGGACCCCGUCCAUACACGACUCCCUCCCAGAAAACUACAAACUCCAGUACGAUUUAUCAAAACAAAUGCAAAGACCCACCAGGCACGCCGACGGUCUCUUCACCAGUGGGUACAGUAAGCUCCUGGGUCAGCUGUCCGCCAGACGCUACCUGGAGUCCCUGAUCGGAAAGCGAGUCAGCGAUGAGCUCGCAGAGGAGCAGCUGCCUGUGAAGCGACACUCCGAUGCCAUUUUCACUGACAACUACAGUCGGUUCCGCAAACAGAUGGCAGUGAAGAAAUACCUGAACUCCGUCCUGACUGGGAAAAGGAGCCAAGAGGACCCUCCAGCCACACAAGAUGAGCCCAUCAGAAGUGAGCUCUCCACGCCAGAGAGCUUCGAUGACAUCAGCAUGGAUGAGCUGCUCAGCCAUCUCCCAUUGACACUCUGAGGAAUUUUGGGGAGAGACAGAAGCCAUGGUCAUUCAUCAUCAGUGAUUUUAAUAGCAUUAUGAGGACAUCAGUAAUCAAAAUCCAAAUGGAAAUAUAUCACAGUAAAAAAAAGAAAUUAUAUAUAGAGUAAAUGUUUACAUUGUACAGACAAUACUUUAGCUAGAGUUGUUGACCUGAUGCUGUACAUAAUGUGUAUUGGCCAAAAAAUGAAUUGUUUGGAAUAGUCUUCUGUAAAUGGUAGAUCAAUAAAUGCAUUUAAACAAGCGCUGUGCUGGGCAUGAUCCAAUUGUACUGUAUCACAGAGUCAGGGCAGGUUCCACAGCAUUCCAGUAUGUAUUCAUAUUAAACUAUAAUAAUCAAUAAAUGUAAUAACCCAGCACUUUGUGAUGCAGGAUUGGCCUAAGAUAUAAAAGAUGUCCAUUUAUUUUUAAACUCGCCUUCAUUUUGUAUGAGAAACACUAUUUUGUUUCUGCUGAAAGAUUAUAGUAAAUGUGGGUGAUUAAAAUAGAAAACAUGCAAACACAGAGCAGUCCGAUAUUGGAUCAAUCAGCGCCUGCAAUUUGUAUUUGCAGUCAGGACUGGGGCAGAGCUUGGAAAGUGAGAGCUGGAAUGGAAUAAUCCUGUCCCAUUAAGGUCUGUCUCAAGGGGGAAGGAAGACCGGGCGAGGGGCCAUUGACCCGAAACAGCAGAUUAAGAGAAACAAAUAGCCCUGCAUUGGAAAUUCUGUCCUUCAGAACAACUAGUGAAGACAAAGCAUAGCAUGUUAUGUGUGAUUCUUUCCUAAAAAAACACCAAAAUCACUGUUUGAUUCACAGGCUUAAUGUCAAAAACGACGAAUCCAGCAUGUUGUCUUUCUGCCUAAGAACUCAAGUGAAACGUUGUGCGAUAAUCCAUAACCUAAAGAUUCGAUUUUAUUUUUAAUGAAAGGUCAUAUUAAAGAUGAGAAAACUCCUUUUUCAUUUCUACUCUGAGACAUGUUUUUCUGAACACUGCGACAGAAUCUUUUACUCCACAAUUGAAUGUAACUUACAAUAUGUGCAGCAAAUAAAUGAUUUAUUAGUGCAAAGCGGCCCUUUGUGUGUCACAUUUAUUUGCGAAGACAACAAUUACCUGGCUUUCCCUUAUCCUCCAUUUAUAGU
Messenger RNA from Brienomyrus brachyistius, 1912 nucleotides. Its product is annotated as vasoactive intestinal peptide. Gene Ontology annotation, cellular component: perikaryon; neuron projection; extracellular region. The transcript has 7 exons. Gene Ontology annotation, molecular function: neuropeptide hormone activity; peptide hormone receptor binding. Bases 212 to 772 code for a protein of 186 amino acids. The record is from RefSeq and is a predicted model, not a curated record. Gene Ontology annotation, biological process: learning or memory; adenylate cyclase-activating G protein-coupled receptor signaling pathway; epinephrine secretion. NCBI's taxonomy places the organism in Eukaryota, Metazoa, Chordata, Actinopteri, Osteoglossiformes, Mormyridae.